CGUCCUACCUGUGCGUACCUGCACGGAAUGUUAAGGAUGACACACUAAGUUCCGUUACUAUGGAUUUACCGUGGUUGUGGAUGCUGAUAUGCCUGGCUUGUUACCUAGGAUACGUCCAAGGCUUAUGUCCGGCUGGGAAGUGGGGAAGCACGUGUCAGAAUGAUUGCAGUACCCAAUGUUUCACCGGAAGUUCGUGCAUAGAGACGUCACCAGUGUGCGGAUGUGACGAAACGACUGGUCGUUGUAAGCUUUGUAAACAAGGGUUUUUCGGGGAAAGUUGUAAUUUCUCAUGCUCCGAUUCAUGUACAGUGGGGUGUAGCAGAUCGAUUGGCGAAUGUACGAGCUCAGCCGCCUGUGUUAACUGUUUAGACGGUGUCAACAACUGUGUUUCCGGAUCGUGUAUCGGAUGUAAACACCAGAAGUUUGGUAAUCUAUGUAACAGCAAUUGUACCUUCUGUGACAAUGGCUGUCGUCAGGACAACGGCCUGUGUUAUCCCCCUUUCUGUCUCAACUGUGCCGGAGGCGUCGCAGAAUGCGACACAAACAACUUUGAAUGUUACGGAGAUUGUAUAUCCGGGUCCUACGGAGACAACUGCCAGCAGACAUGCGCACAGUUCAGUGGAAUUAAUAACUGCCUCACCUGUAUUGAGUCGACUAAUCCGAUUACGUGUGGCGAGUGUAGUGACGGCUACUACAGCGCCACCACAGUGUGUCAGCCAUGCAGCGAUGGGUGUAGCAGCAACAGUUGCGCGGGAACUGACGGCACGUGCCUGCAAGGAUGUAUUCUGGGAAGAAGCGGGCGGAUGUGUGACCAGUUUAAGUGCGAGGUCAAUAACUGCGCCACCUGUCAAGCAAACCAACAUACCAUAUGUGCCACGUGUAACACUGGAUAUUACCUGACGAGUCCCGAAUGCACUCAGUGUCAUGCGAAUUGCAUCGGACGUUCAUGUAACGUCACUUCCGGGAGUUGUUUGAUAGGAUGCACCAAUGGCUGGUAUGGCGAUAAGUGUGAUAACCAAUGUGGAAGCUGCUCUCAAAUCGCGUGUGAUCGAAAUUCCGGGGCGUGUAUCGGCUCGUGCGUGGAUGGUUUCACGGGAAGCACGUGCACCUCCAGAUGUAGUAGUAACUGUCUACAGUCUUGCAAUCAGGUCAACGGAACGUGUAUAGGUUGUCCAAAUGGAAAACAUGGUGAACGGUGUGACUACCAAUGUACAAGUACCUGUAACGACAUUUCCUGUGAGCAAAAAACCGGAAACUGUCUCGCUACCUGUCAGAUAGGAUAUUACGGACCGAACUGUAGUGCGACUUGCUCCCCUAACUGCGUCAGUUCCAUCUGUGAAAAGAACGGGGGCAAAUGCUCGAUAGGUUGUAACGCUGGUUUCCAUGGCGACCUCUGUUUAGAUCAGUGUCCAGUCAAGUGUUUCCCUCGCACGUGCGACAGGAGUACGGGACAAUGCGACAGUUCUUGUGUCACAAGCUUCCACGGGGCGUACUGCAAUGAAACCUGUAACACUAACUGUAUCGGAGAUAGCUGUCAGAAAUCUUCAGGUUUCUGUAGCCAAGGAUGUGUAGCCGGGUUCUGGGGUAACACUUGUGUGAAUCGAUGCGCGAUUGGAUGCGCUGCGCGUUGUAUACAGACAACGGGUGUUUGUCUGGCCGCUGAUGGCUGUUCGAAUGGCUUCUUCGGAAAUUAUUGCAACCAAACAUGCAACAACCGGUGCGCUGACAACAAGUGUUUACAAGACAAUGGGGAUUGUGAAGGUAGGUGCGUAGCCGGCUAUUACGGUCUAUUUUGUAACAGUGACUGUAAGACAUGCGCAGGGGGUCUUUGUGAUAGAGAUACGGGGACUUGUGACGGGCAGUGUUUAAACGGUUACUUUGGUGACAAAUGUUUGAAUGUCUGCAGUGACCGGUGUUUGGCAUCGCUAUGUGACAAAACCACCGCUAAGUGUAUAUUAACAUGCGUAUCCGGUUACCAUGGAGAGUUCUGUGAACAGACAUGCAGUAGCACGUGCGCGACGGGAAAGUGUAUCAAGUCGUCAGGCGCGUGCGAUGGGGGCUGUAUACAGGGUUACUUCGGGAACUUUUGUAAUGAGACAUGCGCAGACGUCACUGGACAGCCGCAGUGUGUCACGUGUGUGACAUCCAACACUGGCUACACGUGUACGCAGUGUUCAUCCGGGUUCUACGCCGACGGCACAUGCAAGAUAUGUAGUGUGGGUUGUUUUGGCGGAACAUGCCACGGUACGAACGGCACGUGCACAUCUGGUUGUAAUACGGGUCGAACUGGUGAGAGAUGUAACGAAAAUUGCCGAAUAACCUGCACGGGGACUGUUUGUGAGACAAACGGCGUGUGUAAAUUCGCUUGUAUCAAUGGCUAUUACGGCCCGUACUGUAAUCAAACAUGUGGCAGUUGUACCACGGGAGCGUGCGUGCGCACAGAUGGCACGUGCAGCGUGUCCUGUCUAAAUGGCUACUACGGUAUUCAGUGUAAGGAUGUUUGUUCGUCCUCCUGCAGUUCCAGCAUCUGCAACCGCGACACCGGUAAGUGUUUCGCCUGUCCGUCUGGUACCUGGGGCUUCUUAUGCGAACGUCAAUGUAACCAAUGUGACGGGACAUGUGACCAGGACUCGGGGGUCUGUAACGCGGGGUGUGUCGGUAACCAACACUUUGGAGACUACUGCAAUAUUACCUGUGGUUCUACAUGUCUAAACAGACUCUGUCAGAAAGCUGACGGCCGUUGUUCUGGGACGACCUGCAUGGAUGGAUACUUCGGCGACUACUGUACGUCAAGAUGCGAAACAAACUGUAAAGAUGGCCGAUGUAACAAGAUCACUGGCCACUGUGUGGGUGAGUGUGCUUUAGGGUUUUAUGGGGAUUUCUGCACUUCUGCCUGUCGGUCACAAUGUUUCCAAUCUUCGUGUAGUAGAGAUUCCGGUGUUUGUGUACAGGGCUGUGUGACUGGGUACCGUGGUGACUACUGUAACAUCACGUGCAGCUCCCAAUGUGGGGACAACACCUGUAACCAGCAAACGGGUGCGUGCGAGGGCACGUGCAUACUUGGAUAUUUUGGUUCCUUUUGUAACAGUUCAUGUAGUAACUGCUUGGAUGGAAGAUGUGCAAAAACGGACGGUGCAUGUACGGGUCUGUGUAAAUCAGGUUUAUAUGGAGACAAGUGUCUUACACCCUGUAGCAGCCAAUGCGUGGGACCGAUAUGCGAAAAAUCUAGUGGGAAGUGUUUGGGAGAAUGCAUAAACGGUUACUAUGGCGACUAUUGCAAUUUACCGUGUAGCAGUAACUGUCUAAAUGGCGUAUGCAUCAAGUCCACUGGUGUGUGUGGCUCCGAAACGUGUGCCACCGGGUUUUAUGGACCAUACUGCAACAGGACAUGCGCAGACGUUACUGGUGACGGGAGAUGCACUCUAUGUCAGGGAGUGUCAAAUAACUAUUACUGUAUCGAGUGCAUUUCGGGAUACUAUGCUGAUAGAAUAUGCAGAACGUGCAGCUCCGGCUGUUUGAGCGGUCAGUGUUUCGGCACCAAUGGCACAUGCGUGUCAGGGUGUAUCACGGGAAAACGCGGGAUUAUGUGCGAUCAGGAUUGCAGCGCCACCUGCAAGGACAGCAAAUGUACUGUCUCUGGCGUAUGUACGGUUGGGUGUGUUGCAGGAAAAUAUGGCGCCUUCUGUGACCAGGACUGCGGGAGAUGCACCUCUGGGAUGUGUGACGUCACUACCGGUAACUGUGAUAGUCCGUGUAUAACCGGUUACCACGGAAAUCAGUGUAAAGAUGUUUGUUCUAGUUCCUGCAAGGACUCGACAUGCGUAAAAGCGGAUGGUCGUUGUGGAAGCUGUGAUACUGGAAAGUGGGGUUUCUAUUGCCAGUUCACGUGCCCGAACUGUGCAGCGGGUCUUUGUUAUCAGGACACGGGCGCGUGCACUGGUUUAUGUGCGGACACCUCUUAUUAUGGAAUCCAUUGUAACGAAAGCUGUAGCGACUUGUGUGCGGAGAACCGAUGCCAGAAGGAGGACGGUCGGUGUAUCGGGGCGUGUAUAGGUGGUUACUGGGGGGAGGAUUGUGCGACGCGCUGUGGCCUCAACUGCAAGACGGGAGUUUGUCAGAAGUCUAACGGAUAUUGUACGGGUGAGUGUGCACUAGGUUUCCAUGGUAAUUUCUGCAAUUCUACGUGUCCUUCAAACUGUAGCUUAGUGACGUGUGACAAAACUCAAGGCUCUUGUACAGAUGGCUGCAAUCCCGGUUAUCACGGAACCUUCUGUGAGCAUGCGUGCAACGACGGGUGUCAGUCGCGAUGCUACCAAACCAGCGGUGAAUGUGACGCCGUUGAUGGGUGCAAGCCUGGACGUUUCGGACCGUUCUGUGCUGACGGAUGCAGCCCCUACUGCCUAAACAAUAACUGCGACCAGACCACGUCAAAGUGUUUGAACGGGUGCAUGCCGGGAUAUUGGAAUACAUUUUGUAACGAAACUUGCGAUACAACGCGCUGCGCGGACUCGAACUGUAAUCCGGUUGAUGGAAGUUGUCGAGGUGUGUGUCAGCUUGGGUAUUAUGGUACCAACUGUUCCUUGAUCUGUAGCUCUAACUGUGAUAAUCUGCAAUGUGACCAGGCGACGGGAAGGUGCAGUGGUAACUGUAGGCCCGAUUUCUAUGGACCAAUGUGUAAAAUGGAUUGCAGCAACUGUGCGAAUGGGCUAUGUGACCGCGAAAACGGAGCAUGCGCAGGCGAGUGUGAUCCGGGCUAUCACGGCACACACUGUCAGAAUAGAUGCAGCAGUUACUGUGCCGGAGGGACAUGUAACAAGAUAACUGGGAGGUGCAUGAAUGGCUGCGUGAGCGGGUCACAUGGAGACACAUGUGACCAAUUCUGCAGCACAAGUUGUAACAUGAGCGUAUGUCAUCAAAGCACCGGAAGUUGUGUGACGUGUACGUCUGGUCGGUAUGGAGGCGCGUGCACCAGUCAAUGUGAUCCCCAUUGUAUCGGGAACAUCUGUGAUCGGAGCUCGGGCCAAUGUUCUUCGGGGUGUUCCAGCGGGUACUACACGGUUUACUGCAAUCAAACGUGCAAUCCGGGUUGUUCAUCGAACCAAUGUGAGUGGUUGACCGGACACUGUGUGGCCGGAUGUAAAAAUGGUUACCAUGGCAGCCGAUGCGAUCAGUUUUGUAGCGCCCUAUGUAGGAACAGUAUAUGUGAUCAAUUCAGCGCCACCUGUUCUGACGGAUGCGUCGCUGGACGGUACGGGGUCGACUGUACGUCUUUAUGUGUCAAUUGCGACACAUGUGAUCGAAUGACUGGAAACUGUAUGUGUGAUGAGGGUAAAUUCGGCAGUGACUGCACGUUGAACUGCGCCGGCACCUGCCGCAAAUCGUCCAAUAUGUUUCCGGUUUGUGAGCGUAUAACGGGAGACUGCUCGUUGGGUUGUGAAGACGGGUUCUUUGGAAAUAUUUGUGAUCAAAAUUGCAGCUCGUCAAGUCGGUGUUUAGAUACAGGAUGUACUCAGGCCAACGGUGCAUGCAUUGGCGCAUGCGUCACCGGAUGGACAGGUGCCUGGUGUAACCAGCCCUGCGGCGCACAAUGUGUGGAUAACGUGUGUAACCAAACGUCGGCGCACUGCACUCUGGGAUGUGUGCCUGGUUACUAUGAGGAAACUUGCAAUAUGCGGUGCCAGAACUGUCUGACCUGUGACAAGAAUGGAGUUUGUACAAGCUGUCCGUCCGGGAAAUAUGGAUCGCAAUGUCUGUCCAGCUGUGCCAACUGCCUCGCAUCUCAGACGACAAGCAUCACAUGCAACAUCAAUUCUGGCAUUUGUCUUCACGGCUGUAACACCGGUUACUAUGGCGACAAGUGUCUCAGUCCUUGCUCUAGUUGUCUUACUUGUGACAAUACGGGCGUAUGUCUCACUUGUCCUGCCGGAAAGUUUGGCCCACUUUGUCAGUCCAACUGUCCAAACUGUCGGACGUCUUCUAUUUCCGUAAGCACUUGCAAUGCUGACACUGGAAUUUGUAUGUUUGGCUGUAAAACUGGUUUCUACGGUAACACAUGCAGCAGUGCGUGCAGCACUAGCUGUAAAAAUGGCUGCAAUACAGUAGCAGGGAUAUGUAUUGAUGGAUGUAGCGCAGGUUUUUAUGGCGACCGUUGUGAAAAUACAUGUCCAGAUUGCUAUACCUGUGAUGAGUCCGGAUAUUGUCUCCGAUGCUUUGCCGGAAAGUUUGGAGUACAAUGUAAAUCCAGCUGUCCGAAUUGUCUAUCGGGCGUCUCCUCUGUAGAGACGUGCGACAAAAGUUUGGGCGACUGUUUACACGGCUGUAACUUUGGUUACUAUGGCAACAAAUGCAAUAUGGCUUGUAACAGUAACUGUUUCAAUGGUUGCACGGUUUCCGGUUCAUGUAGUGGUGGUUGCAGCGAGGGAUUUUAUGGCAACCGAUGUGACAAAACCUGCAGUGCUGGAUGUAAAAGUGUUUGCGACUUCGUGACUGGCGUCUGUGCGGGUGGAUGUCGUAAUGGUUUCUAUGGAAGCACGUGUGAUGUAACCUGCAGCAGUGGUUGUAUGGGUGGAUGUCCAGAAAGCUCUAAUAUAUGUAUCGGUGGUUGUCUGACUGGAUACUUCGGCGAGAGGUGUGACAUCACGUGCAGCGUUGGCUGCAAUGGAGGCUGCGUCGAUGGCACGAGUACAUGUAUAGACGGAUGUGUUAAUGGUUUCUAUGGCGACAAAUGUGACGGUAUCUGCAGCGACGGCUGUCAAAAUGGCUGUACACCUGGAACCAGUGUAUGCAUGGGCGGGUGUAUAAAUGGUUACUAUGGGGAAAGAUGUGAUGGUCGUUGCAGUAAUGGUUGCCAAGCUGGCUGUGAUAUGGUCACUGGUGUGUGCAUAAAUGGUUGCCUUAAUGGUUUCUAUGGCAAUAAAUGUGACAUGAGAUGUAAUGGCUGUAGAAGUGGCUGUGAUACAACAACAGGAAUAUGUAUUGGUGGAUGCCUUGGAGGUUACUAUGGCAACAGAUGUGAUGCAAACUGCAGUAGCGCGUGUUUAAGCGGAUGUGACGCGGUCAGUGGAGAUUGCAUUGGCGGCUGCCGCUCUGGUUUCCAUGGCAACAAAUGCGAGCAUGCCUGCAGUGUCGGAUGUCAAAAUGGAUGCCAGUCAGGAACUGGAUUAUGUAUAGACGGAUGCGUCCCUGGUUACUAUGGCAACAUGUGUGAAUACACGUGUAGUGUGAAUUGCAUCGGCGGCUGUCAGCUUGAAACAAGUCUCUGUAAAGGUAGUUGUCAAGGGGGCUGGUUCGGGGAGAAAUGUAUCUCGACUUGUACGAACUGCAAGACAAACUCUACACAUAUGAACUGCGACUCCAUGACUGGAUCGUGUCUGUUUGGCUGCAAAGCGGGGUAUUACGGCGCCUUUUGUAGCUUUGCAUGUCCAGACACAUGCGCAACGAAUGAGUGUACUUUUGACAAUGGUUUCUGCCUGCUUGGUUGCGGUAACGGUUUCUGGGGUGACAGAUGUGAGCGUACAUGCCUGUCCAUGUGCACGGACGGGACCUGCAGACAGGUUGACGGAUACUGUCCGGCGGACUGUGUACAAGGAGCCUGUGCCUCCGGAGUCGUGGUCCAACCCGACAACACGAAAAACCUCGCUUUGAUUAUCGGACUCUCCGUGGCAGGGGGAAUUCUCAUCCCUCUCAUCAUCGCUAUCAUCAUCUGCUGCUGCUGUCGACGCCGACGAGGACAGGACCGGGCCACUCUGAUGAACGGAAAUAUUGCCUUUGUAACGUCUAAUGGCGGCACUGUCAACAAAGGCUACAGUAGCGGACUGGACAACAUCAGCUCGGCGAGCGGAUUCUACGGAGCCGGAUCUAAGUAUGGACAGGUCGGUGAACAGCAUACUAUUCACGCCCCUGAUAGCCAGCUUAGUUAUCGUGCGGCUGACACCCACAGCGGAAGUCACGUGUCCGCUUAUUUUGCCACAAGCGUCGCUCCGACACCACACCUGGGCGGAUCUCACCUGUCCGCAGACAAAGUCGUCAAGUCCUCGUUUGUGCUUCUAGAUGGCACCAAAGGGGUCAAAGUUCAGGAGUACUCUGCGUACAUGACACAGAUGAUGAUGGCAGAUCGAGGCUUCGAGUUGGAGCACGCGACCCUCCCUCAGGGCCUCCAGCAUCCUCACACGGCGGCCACGCGCCCGGAAAAUAAAACCAAGAAUAGAUACGCGGAUAUAUAUCCAUAUGACCACUCGAGGGUUGUAUUGGACUUAGACGACAAUAAUUUCACCGACUACAUCAACGCAUCAUACAUUGACGGUUUCCAUUCUGCAAAGGCUUAUGUGGCAUGUCAAGGUCCAACUGAAAACAUGGUGAACGAUUUUUGGAGGAUGGUGUGGCAACUUAACUGUCAGAGCAUAAUCAUGGUUACCAACUUAGUGGAGGGAGGGGUUAUCAAAUGUAUGCAGUAUUGGCCAGAAGAAGGGGAGGAAGUUAUUUAUGGUGACGUCACGAUUACAUGUGAUGACAUUGAACGUUACUCGAACUUCCGGAUAUCAAAUCUCAAUAUUAGCUGUAAUGGGGAGAUGAAGUCCGUAAGACAUGCGCAGUUCCUGUCCUGGCCUGAUAAGGAAGUCCCAAAAUACGUCACGCCCCUCGUGGAGUUCCAAGAGAAGGUCAAGGUCACAACCAGUGAAGCGCCCGUCGUGGUCCAUUGUAGUGCUGGGGUCGGACGCUCCGGAACUUAUAUCGCUAUGGAUUAUCUCUUGGACCAGGCGGAAUCCCAGGGAAUGGUCAAUGUUCAUGAGUGUGUGGCCAAGAUGAGGGAGAGUCGCGUGAACAUGAUCCACACAGCGGGACAGUACCAGUUCCUGUAUCUGGCUGUUGGGGCGGCACUGAAAGGCAAGGAUACCACAGUCUCUUUGGAGGAAUUCUCACAGUAUUACAACGUCCUUAGAAGGGAGAGUGACUCCCAGACACACAUGCACCGACAGUUCCAGAGCCUCAUUUCCCCGACUGACAUGGAGUACGAAGCCGCACACUUGCCAGAAAAUCUCCCUAAAAACCGGGACAAGAAUAUGCUACCGCCUGACGACAGUCGAGUGUACCUGUGGUCCAACCUGAAAGGGUGUAACGAUUACAUCAAUGCUGUCUAUCUUCCGACGUUCAAGGAUAAAUAUGCCUUCAUUGCGACAGAGUUUCCCCAGAACCGGACCGUGGUGGAUUUCUGUCGCUUAGUCUACCAGGAGGAGUGCAGAACCAUCGUCAUGAUGAACAAUCCCUUCCGUGGGGACAAGAAGCACGAACAUUACUGGGGAGGCUUAAAUCAACAAAUGGGUUGUGGGCCAUUCAAGAUCAAGGUCACGCAUGAAGAAGUCAAGGACGGAUACAAAAUUAUCACAAUGGACUUCCGGUACGAUGUUGAGGCACUGGCACGGGACAUAGGAGCGGAAGACAAGGGCAGUGUUGUGGUUCGUCAGUACCAGUAUAAUGGAUGGGAGGAGGGCAGACUUCUUCCUUCUAAUCUUAGUGGCCUCCUCAGGAUGAUUGAUGACGUCAGAGAGUGGCAAUCCGCCACAAUAGACGAGAAAGCGAAACCAGUAAUCGUCCACUGUUUGGACGGCGCGGAGAGAACCGGCCUGUUCUGUACCGUGGCGGCGGCCAUCGAGAGACUGAGGCUGGAGGAAAACGUUAGCUUGUACCAUAUCAUCAACCAGAUGAGAGUUCAUCGUCCUCAAGUCAUCCCGAGCAUAGGCCAGUUCCAGUACUGCCACGAAGCCGUGCUCCAGUAUAUUGAACAACAUUAUAACAACGGUGACAUUCAUCUGUAGAGUUACCAUAGCAACAUACUCGCCAUUUUAAAAUGGUGAUAUCGUUAUAUAACAACGAAGUUAUCGUCAUAGCAACGAUGACAUCAUCUUAUGCUUCCACUAUAGCAACAGAUUCGCCACUGUUUUGUUAUAUUGUCACAGAACAACAAAGUUAUUAUUUUAACAACGGCAACAUCAUAUUUGAAGAGUUACCAUAGCAACGGACAGGUUGCUGUAAAAAGUUGAUACGAUCACAUAGCAACGGUGACAUAUUUUAAGAAAUGCAUCAAAUUGCUGACGUCAUAACGUAACUUUGAUGUAUCAAAGUCGCGUUGCUAUAGCAACAGUUACGUCACUAUGUAAUGUAACACCGGUGACUACAGAUGGAAAUCGUGGACAUCUUGGUCAAUGACCAACGAUAAUGGCGUCAAAACUACUGAUGAAUGUAAAGAUUCACCAUAGCAACAAUAUAUUACACUUACCAUCAAUAUGCAUUGAAAAACAUAUCGCCUUAUUUUAUGUCAUUUUGCUACAGUUUCCAUAGCAACGUUGUCGUAAAUCUAUUGAUACUUUUAAGGACAUUUAUUUUAGUACGAAUGCCAACGUUUUAGUAUGUAUACCACAAUUGUAUCCCUAUAAAUGUUUGGUAAUGUGAUAAACUAAGGGAAGCAACCCGUCUUUUACAGUUUAAGAGUGAGGAUUUCUAAGGGAGACAACUCAUCCAUGCCUCGCAUUAUUACUUUUGUUUUGUAAAUAAUAUUCCAUAUUUAUUUUACUGAUAUAUACUUGAUAUAUUAUAUAGUUAUGUAAUGUUUCUGUUUCCCUUCUGUGCCAUAUAUACAUAUUUCAAACAUUUGAUAUUAAGUGGAAUUUUGGUAUUUAUUUUUUUAACGGUUUGGUGUUACUUCAAGAAGAAAUGAAAUCUGCAUCUCUUGUAAGCGUCAUAGUAUUCGUGUCAAUCGUAACUUCUCGGCUUCUUCCGUCAAGGCCCGGAGUUAACCGGAAUAUUCCGAUUGUAUUUAUGAAAUGUUGAUCGGAAUUCUGAGUAAUUUGAAAGGGUUUUUUUUUCAAUUGUUCCUUGUGAUAAGGUAAUGAGAGUUGCUUAUAAAUAUUGAUUUGAAGAAAGCGUAAUAACAACUCCUUGUAGAUAAGUAGGGGAACCAAUCGUGACGUCAUGAUGAUAGAGUGAAAUUGGGAGUGAAGUAUACAUUAUAAUUUAUUUUAUUAUUAUUAUUAUCAUUUUUUUUUUUAUUCUUAUUAUCAUUAUUACGAUUACCAAAUGAAUAUUCUUCCAUAAUUUCACGAUCAUUUCCUACCUGAACGUAUUUGAAGUGUUAGUGACGUCAUCUCUUUGAUGUGACGUCAUAGACAUAAUUUUACUGGUUGCAGGAAGGAAAUUUUAAAUGAGAUUUUGAGUGUUAGUUUUCAAUGUGACGGUCCACUUAAAUGAUACAAAACGUUUUAUUUGUGAAAUAAACUGCCGUCCCAUAUUAACAGUAUUCAUAUAUAAAUAUGCAUUGUUUCAUUUUUUUCAAGCACGAUAUCAAAAUAUGUAUUAUAAUCUUGCCUCGUUUUGUCCGUAGAUUCAGUGAUAUAUUGAUCCAUUUGAAUAUAUAUUGUAUUUAGUAUGAUGAAAUAUCGAUAAUUUGGUUAUAUUGACAUUUUUUUUUUUUGGUCAUAAAUAUGUUUUAAACACUUCUUUUUCAGAUGACGUAGUUGAAAAACGUUCCGUAUGUAUUCGGAACUUUUCGUCAUCGCUAGGUCAAAUAUCACGGUUCUCUAAAUUCCGAAAUUCAACGGAAAAUCCCGAUUUGUUUACGGUUAAUGAUUGGUUUGUCAAAAAAAAACUGCGUUUAGAUAUUUAUGAAGGACUGCUUUUAACUAUCAAUCACCAUAUAAUUAUGUUGCCGUGUAUCCGUCCAGAGGCUGAUUUGUUGAUUAGUUUUACAAGACUAUAAAGUCAAAAAUAAUUUUAAAACAAGAUGAUCCGUCCAAUUAAUGAGGCAUCUACGUGAACCUAGCCAUUCGUUGAUUUGAUUUUAAAGGACUUUAUUGUUUAGACACAAUUGGAUUGGGCACAAGUUUUUAACAACUUAUAAAAGCCCUCUCCACAAAUAUAUAAGAAAGAUUGUGAUAGCGACACAGUAUACUUAUAAUUAUUAGAAAGAAAGAAAAGCAAAUAAGAAUGAUAGGAAGAAAGGCAGUCAUUGUCUGAUACAUGUAGGUCAGCUUUGUACAAAAUUUAAUUUUCCGAAAAAAAUAAAAGUUUUCGUAUAGAAACAAUGUGACACAUAUAUUUGUUUGUUACACGACGUUUAAAAGAUAUUUCUACGCGAAAAAUAUUUUGAAAAUGUCUAAACCUUGCCAAUAUUUAUUUUAAUAUUUUCAUCUGAUCUAUAAGUAGUUAACAAUGUAUAUCUAAAAAUAAUCCAGUGAGUAUGGAGUUCGAUUGUUUAUGGGACAAUUAAACUUUUCCUGUUUGUUUCUAUUUUCUGUUUUAUGUAUAGAUUUGUCAAUUUUUAUGCAAAAUGAAAGUUUUAGAAGACUCUUUUUCAGUUCUUUCGUCUUAGCGUUUUGAGGGUCAUCCACAUUUGUGAUAUCAUUCCGUCCAAGGGGCAAACAAUUAAAAUGUGUUUUACAAA
This is a messenger RNA of Pecten maximus, 12433 nucleotides long. RefSeq names its product fibrillin-2-like. Gene Ontology annotation, biological process: protein dephosphorylation. Gene Ontology annotation, molecular function: protein tyrosine phosphatase activity. The coding region runs from base 60 to 9812 and encodes 3250 amino acids. The record is from RefSeq and is a predicted model, not a curated record. The transcript is spliced from 22 exons. NCBI's taxonomy places the organism in Eukaryota, Metazoa, Mollusca, Bivalvia, Pectinida, Pectinidae.